CACGCCCCACCCGUUAAGCUCCGAUUGGCUCAAAGUGCAGCGCGCUGGGUUCAGGGAGCAAUUCCGGUCUGGGUGGAGGUUAGUGCUCUGGCAGUCGCAUGGGUGCCGCUGCCCUAGGCGCCGUCCUGCUGGGAAGUUGUAGUGCUGAGCUACCUGUGGCUGCGGCGCUCCGUGCGAGGAAAUCUGACUUGACUUGGAUGAAGGCAGGAGAAAACCCUGUAUUUCUUGGAUAGCUGCAUCAGUGUUGCCUGUUCCUGUACAGCAUGUUAAUUACUCAUCUUAACAGCAACUGACAAGUAGAAACAAGCUGCAAAGUAACUUGUCUAGGCAGAAAGAUACCCUCCCUUUGGAAUAAUGUGCUCCUAGUUUAAGAGAACGCUUUUUGUGAAAAAAGGUUUUUACCAUUUUUUUUCUUCUCAUAACAGGAUUAAAAGACUCAUAGGACAAGCCUUUUGAAGAACAAGUGCAAUAUAUGCAGCUUGAUAGCCAUAAGGCUUUUAUAAUAAGCCUUCCCAUGCAAAGUGCAUUUUUGAUUUUAUAACUUCUUUAGAUAUAGUGAGCUAACAGUGAGAUAAUUUCAUUUUAUCAUGGCGUUCUUCUCUCAAACUAGGCAGCAGGGCAUGCAGGCUUUGCUAGGGAAAUGGCGUAUAUUCUGGCCUGCUUUAAGAUGCCAGCAGCUGUUUGCUGUUUCUUUCAAUAUCCCCAAUUCAGAAAAGGUUAGCUAUUUCAGUUUUAUGACAUCUUCUGGCACUGCAUUACCAGUGGAUUCCAAAGGAACUGAUGUUUUUCCCACCAAGAAAAGUGCUGAAAUUGAGUAUGAAGGAGAAACAGGAUGGGAUGAGGAGAGUAAAAAAAUAUCUGAAGAAAAACUUCACUUUUCUUCCUCUGAAGCUCCAAAGAAACGAUUAGUGAGUCAAGUUCUAUCAAGGCAUAAGUUUGCCAAGGUCCAGCCUCCAGAAAAACCUUUGCAGGCUGAAGAAUGGAAUAGGCUGAGGGAAAACUUUCAAUCACCUGAAAUAUUUGAAGAUGUGAUGUUUAAUAGUAUGGUCAGGUGCAACAGCCCCAUAGAUGUUGCCAAGUCCUUGCUGACUUAUGUGGCAAAGAGUGAUGGUGACAUCAGAUAUAACUUGUUGAUCAAGUACCUAGCAUUGUGUGUCCAGCAACAGAAGACAGCAGAAAUUUGUGAUGUGUAUGAUAUAAUGAAAAUAAGAUUUAAGAUAUUAGAAAGUGGGGCUUACAACCUUCUCAUCAGGGGGCUGAGUAAUUCAGAUCAAUGGAGAAUGGCCUUGACUCUUUUGGAGGAAGUGAAAAAAAUUAUGACUCCCUCAAGAACAAACUAUGAAUCCUGCAUCAAAGCAGCCAGCCGUCACCAAGAAAUGAACCUGGCAUGUGAACUUUACCAUGAGAUGCUGGCUAAGGAUUUGGUGCCAACCUUGGAUGUCCUGCAGGCCUUUUUUGACUUCAGCAGGGGUAUGAAAGAUGCUGAGUUAAAAAAAGAGCUGUUUGGUAUCCUCUUAUAUUUGAGAGAGAACCAAAUACACCCUCACAGAACAUUUAUGCGGAGUAUAAAGCUAUGGUUUGAAAGUAUUCCAGGAGAGAACUGGAGAGGACACCUGACCAACAUUAAAGACAGUGGACAGUGCCCAGUUUGCUAUCACCAGUUGGAGGAUAGUGACCUCACCGAGAGAGAGUAUAAUAAUCUCAGAGAAAGAAUAAUAACAGAUGUGAUACAUGGAAGUGAUACUUUUAGAAAGACAAGUCCACAGGAAUUUGAAGCCUUUCAAACAUUUGUGGAAGAUCGCCUUCCAUUUGAUAUUGUUAUUGAUGGUCUCAAUGUUUCCCACAUAAAACCCAGAAAGAUGCAGUGCGAAAAUCUAUUUCAUGCUGUCAACUGCCUGGCAAAAGAGAAUCUCCGGUUGCUUGUGCUGGGCCGCAAACACAUGCUGAUUAACUCUUCAAAUUGGAAACAGGAGAUUAUGAAGGAGAUGCAGAAUAAAGCAGAUUUCUUCUUUGCUGAAAAUAUCUCUGAAGACGAUGCCUUCCUGCUAUAUGCCACUCUUAGAUCAGGCAAACAUUGCAAGUUUGUCACUAGAGACUUCCUCCGGGAUCACAAGGCUUGUCUUUCUGACAGUCUGACACGUCAUCUGUUCCGUAAGUGGCAGCGUGGACACCAAAUAGUGUUUUCCCCUUCUGCCAAAGGAAAGCAUAUAAAAUUUUUGCCUGCUUUCAAUUAUGACUGUGUGGUACAGACUACAGGCGAUACAUGGCAUAUCCCCUAUAAAGACACUUUUGAAGAAAGAUAUUCAUAUGAAGUACCAAGAAAAUGGCUCUGCCUUAAACAGAAAUAAUGAAGAAUGUACUUGUAAAAGCUGAAGCCUCAUUUUUUUUAUCACUAUUGCUGACUGUUAGACCUCAGCAGUACAAUUAUGGGAUUAAUGGAUGAGGCCUGCAGCUGACAAAAUAUUCAGUAGUUGUAUUUUGUCAAAAUCAUUCCUGCAGUAAAUCUGUUAACAUCGAUGGUGGCCCAGCAGGGAUGAAUUUGGUCCAUUGUUUCCAUCUUUACAGGCCAUUUCUGUAGCCUCUCAAUGUGAUUGGAAUUAGAAUUUAUUUUUCCAUCUUGGAAUUUCAGGUUGUGUUUCUUAUCUUUUUUGCUCAAGCUUUUCAUCUACACUGAAAAUCAUAAGCUCUGUACCUCAAAUAAAUCAGUCAUGACUUGCAGAGUACUUGCAAAAUCGGCAUGCUGACCUUGCAGCCAUGUUGUGUGCUGUGUCCAAUAAAUGCAGCUGACUGGGCCAAGUGUUAUUUACCAUUCGCCAAGCAUAGUUCUAAUACUUAAUAAUAGCAUACAUUGAGAUUUUGUUCAGAAGAAUAAGGAAACAAUAAGAAUAAGGAACCAUGUGGCUCUUUCACAGUCUUAAAUGUACUGCUCUGAGAGGAUUUCAUGCCUCUGGAAUAGUUCGCUUAUGUAAAUAUAUGAAUUUUCUAAACAAAAAUUAAUCAUAGCUAGAAAUUCAUUACAGGCAAUAACAGGACAAAACUGAAUUUUGUACAGGCAUUUCUAUAAAACCUAUCCCAAAUUAUAAGCAAGAAGAAAUAGUAUAUGUUACAGAGUAUAUAUUACAGGAUAAGUGCUCUAAGUUAUUAUUUUUAAAUGUCUGUAUGGCAAACGUAUUUGUUUAGUCUACGUAACACUUUCCCCUCUCCCCAGAAAAACAGAUUGAAAUGCCUGAUAAUCUCUGCUGAAGGAUAACGAGGUUGAUGGUGAAGUGGAGGUAAAAGCACGCUUCUCCCCUAUUUAGGAAAACAAUUCUUUCCAGUUGUUAAAAUUGCUGUGUUUAAAAUAGCAUUUAGAGGCACCAGUCAGAAUCCAUGGCCCCAGUGUGCUUUGUUUAAAUAUACCUCACAGCCAUACCUCCCUUGAAGACUUUACAGUAGUUUCUUACGCUGCCUGAAAAUUUAAUGUGUGUAAUUUUUAUUAGUUAGAAAAUGUUUGUUUUUUCUUAAACAAACUUUCAAGUAUGCUUUGGACAUGGAGUCAAUACCUUGCUAUGGUGUAAAGAGCAAGUACCUUUCUCCAAAAAAUAUAAUUCAGUGUAUUCUCUGUAAUGUUUUUGUUAGUGUCACAUUUGUCUUCCACACUGAAAAGUCCUCGGUUUGAAACUGAGCUGAAUCAUAUAGAUCUCUCUUUACAUUAUUUGCAGGCCCGAGCUCCGGGAGUGUUCCAGGACAAACUCCCUCAGGACUCGUGGAGUUCAGGCACGUUCCCUGCUAUUUCUUUCAUGUCAGAGAGUGCUAUCCUGAUUCUUGUUCUACUCCUGACCCUUAGGAUAUCAGUUUGUAAACGAGCAGGUGUGGUUUACAUGCAGGUGUGUCCUUCAGGUGCUGUGCAGAAAGUGCUGAGGAGCUGGAUACCUCCUCAGGUAACCCAGAACCUUGGUUUUAAAUGCAUUGCGUUGUUGGCAGCAUUCAUCAGAGACUCCUUUUCUAACAGAGCAUGCCAGCUCCUAUAGGUCAUGAGCUUUCUAGAGCCCUCUGGGGAAUGCAGCGAUUGGGUCUUCUUCUCCUGUUCCUCAAAUGUAUUUACUUCUCAUUUAUCAGAUGAUUGUUUUGACACUUCUCUAAGUCAAAGAACUGCCACACCUCCUUGAAAAUGCUAAUAUUGCUCUGUUAGAGUAAGUGUCCUCUGCAGUACAGGGCUGCUUAGUUAGUACCCAGUGCUCUGCAUGGGGUUACUUAUUUCACACCCUCCCCAAUGAGCUCCACAACAGAAAAAGCUGGUCUGAAUCAGUGCUGCUGUGGUCUGAGCUGUGUACUACCUGUGGUGCUAAUGCAGUCCUAUGGAUAAUCAAUUCAGGGCUGUCGGCUAAGAGAAAACCCUAUAAAAAGUUGUUUUGGCUUGGUCAAAAUUGGCAUCGUUGAACUGGACUAGCACCAUGGCCCAGGCACUGCUGUGUGGGAGAAGGGCUGAAACAUCAGGCUGCAGGAGGUGGGCCCCAGCUGUGGCUGACCAGGAACUGCACUUCCAGAUUAUCCAUUUCAUAGCAAGGCAUGGUCAUUCAUUGAAGUUUGUAUUUUAUCUCAUCUUGGUCAUUAAUAGACAUACAUGAUAACCAACAUCUAACUGGAAUAAAUGCAUACUAUACUUCACAAGCUUUUGACUCAAACCAGACAUGUCCCUAAUCAAUCCUGGGUUUCCCCUCAAAAAUGCUCUCUUAGAGAUACUGUAACACCUUCUAAAUAGUAACACUUCCCAAAUACACAUUCUUAGUGUGGAUUAUUAAUAUUGAAUGCUAGUUUGUGUGCUUUUCUGUGAAGCCGCGAAAGAAAUUUGGAGUACUUAAUAAAAUUGUUGCAAACUGUG
Messenger RNA from Dromaius novaehollandiae (emu), 4861 nucleotides. It is a transcript of the gene PRORP, whose product is annotated as protein only RNase P catalytic subunit. Gene Ontology annotation, biological process: mitochondrial tRNA 5'-end processing; tRNA 5'-leader removal. Gene Ontology annotation, cellular component: mitochondrion; mitochondrial ribonuclease P complex. NCBI's taxonomy places the organism in Eukaryota, Metazoa, Chordata, Aves, Casuariiformes, Dromaiidae. The record is from RefSeq and is a predicted model, not a curated record. Gene Ontology annotation, molecular function: ribonuclease P activity; protein binding. The transcript has 8 exons. The coding region runs from base 588 to 2348 and encodes 586 amino acids.